Molecule: messenger RNA, 2040 nt
Organism: Tupaia belangeri chinensis (Chinese tree shrew)
Lineage: Eukaryota; Metazoa; Chordata; Mammalia; Scandentia; Tupaiidae
Product: pantetheinase
Exons: 8
Coding region: 463-2007 (514 amino acids)
Biological process (GO): pantothenate metabolic process
Molecular function (GO): pantetheine hydrolase activity
Source: RefSeq, a predicted model, not a curated record
UCAUGGCUGUAAUGUAUGCAUAUGUGGUUUCUGUUAUGUGAAGAUUAAUUGCAUAUAUCAACUUGACUGAGCUGUUGAUACCCAGAUAGCUUGUUAAACAUUAGCUUGGGGUGUGGCUGAGAUAGUAUUUCUAAAAGAUUAGCACUUAUACUGGCAGGCUGAGCAAGGCAGAUGACCCUCCCCAGUGUGAGCAGUAUCCAGUCCUUCGAGGGCUUGGAUAGAAUACAAAGGUGGAAGAAGGUCGAAUUUGCUUUCUGCCUGACUACUUGAGGUGGGACACAGAUCUCCUGCACUCCUCACUCCUGAUCUCCAGGCCUCCAGACCUGAACCGGAGUCUACACCAUCAGCUCUCCAGCUCUCAGGACUUUGAACUACACCUUCAGCUUUCCCGGGUUUCCAGCUUGCAAAUAACAGACUGUGGGACUUCUCAGUCUCCAUAAUUGUCAGUCGCUGGACUUCAGCAUGAAGAUUGCACAGUUGCUCAUCUCUAUGGCAGUUUUGGUUUCCUGUGUCUUAAACGCCAGCUCCCUGGAUACUUUUAUUGCAGCUGUUUAUGAGCAUGCCAUUACAUUGCCUAAUGCCACCCUAACACCAGUGUCUCGGGAAGAAGCGUUGGUUCUAAUGAAUCGUAAUCUGGAUCUUUUGGAAGUUGCCAUCACAUCGGCAGCAAAACAGGGCGCACAUAUUAUUGUGACUCCAGAAGAUGCUAUUUAUGGCUGGAACUUUACCAGGGAAACUCUCUACCCAUACUUGGAGGAUAUCCCGGAUCCUCAAGUUAACUGGAUCCCCUGCAAUGAUCCUAACAGGUUUGGGCAUGCCCCAGUACAAGAAAGACUCAGCUGCUUGGCUAAGAGCAAUUCCAUCUACGUUGUGGCAAAUAUUGGAGACAAGAAGCCAUGCAACACCAGUGACUCUGAGUGUCCCCACGAUGGCCGCUACCAAUACAACACUGACGUGGUGUUCGAUUCUCAGGGACAACUGGUAGCACGGUACCAUAAGCAAAACCUAUUCAUGGGUGAAGAGCAAUUCAAUAAACCCAAGGAGCCUGAGGUGGUGACUUUCAACACCUCCUUUGGAAGGUUUGGCAUUUUCACUUGCUUUGAUAUACUUUUCCACGAUCCUGCUGUCGCCCUGGUGAAAGACUUCCUCGUGGACACCAUCCUCUUCCCAACAGCUUGGAUGAAUGUUUUGCCACAUUUGUCAGCUAUUGAAUUCCACUCAGCUUGGGCUAUGGGCAUGGGGGUCAAUUUCCUUGCAUCCAAUAUACAUUACCCUUCAAAGAAAAUGACAGGAAGUGGCAUCUAUGCACCUGGUUCUCCAAGAGUAUUUCAUUAUGAUAUGAAGACAGAGGAGGGAAAACUCCUUCUCUCACAACUGGAUUCCCACCCACCCCAGCCUACAGCAGUUAACUGGACUUCUUAUGCUAGUAGUAUAGACGCAGUAACGAUGGGAAACCAAGAAUUUAAAGGCAUUAUUUUUUUUGAUGAAUUUACCUUCGUGAAGCUCACAGAAGUCACUGGAAAUUACACGGUUUGUCAGAAAGACCUAUGCUGUCAUCUGAGCUACGAGAUGUCUGAGAAGAGGUCAGAUGAAGUUUAUGUCCUCGGGGCAUUUGAUGGACUGCACACUGUGGAAGGGCAUUAUUAUCUCCAGAUUUGUACUCUGCUGAAGUGUAAAACAACAGACUUAAACACUUGUGGGGACUCAGUUGAAACGGCUUCCACCCGGUUUGAAAUGUUCUCCCUCAGUGGCACUUUCAGAACCCAGUAUGUUUUUCCAGAGGUAUUGCUGAGUGAAAUUCAGCUUGCACCUGGGGAAUUUCAGGUAUCCAGUGAUGGUCGCUUGCUUAGCCUGAAGCCAACAUCCAGACCUCUUUUAACAGUAACCUUGUUUGGGAGGUUGUAUGGGAAGGAUGGGUCAUCAAAUGCCCCAUCAAUGCUCGUAGCACAAACGUUACAAAUAAUGCUCAUCAUUGCAACAUCUAUUGUGUACUUUUUAUGUUGGUAGAUUAUUUACAUUUUUCUUUUUUAUUUGAGAUAA